Messenger RNA from Camelina sativa (false flax), 505 nucleotides. The record is from RefSeq and is a predicted model, not a curated record. Lineage: Eukaryota; Viridiplantae; Streptophyta; Magnoliopsida; Brassicales; Brassicaceae.
UUCUGGUGAUUUUACAGUUUCAGUUCCAAAGAUGAGAACUUUGACCUCCCAGUUAUACUUCAAUGGUGGUGGUCUCGCUUGGUUCCAGAAGAAGAAUCAGAGCUCUCUGUUUACCAAUCAUCUCAGACUCUCUAAACCAUUAAAGGUUCAGGUGGUUGUAUCUGCUGUUCAAUUCAGACCUUGCAUCGACAUCCACAAGGGAAAAGUGAAACAAAUAGUUGGAUCUACACUUAGUGACUUGAAAGAAGAUGGUUCUGUUCUCGUUACGAAUUUUGAAUCUGACAAGACUGCGGAAGAGUAUGCGAAGAUGUACAAAGAAGAUGAGCUUACGGGUGGUCAUGUGAUAAUGCUUGGAGCAGACCCUUUAAGCCAAGCUUCAGCUAUUGGAGCAUUACAUGCUUAUCCAGACGAUGAAUUCUAGGCGGUUUGCAAGUUGGAGGUGGGAUUAAUUCAGAGAAUUGCUUGAGUUACAUAAAGGAAGGAGCAAGCCAUGUCAUUGUCACUU